Paramecium tetraurelia is the source of this 1527-nucleotide messenger RNA. RefSeq lists its product as uncharacterized. Lineage: Eukaryota; Ciliophora; Oligohymenophorea; Peniculida; Parameciidae. Gene Ontology annotation, biological process: nucleocytoplasmic transport; activation of GTPase activity. The transcript has 3 exons. The record is from RefSeq and is a predicted model, not a curated record. Gene Ontology annotation, molecular function: GTPase activator activity; small GTPase binding. Gene Ontology annotation, cellular component: cytosol; nucleus; perinuclear region of cytoplasm.
AUGGUUAGUUUGACCUUGUGUAAUUGCGGAAUCGGUCCUAGGGGUUUCGCAGUUCUUUUCCAAACCCUUUCAAUAAAUCAAACACUCUACCAUCUCAAUAUUGGUAAUCCUUUUUCUAAUGAGAGGAAUAGACUUGGAUUAGCACUAAAUCAAUUGGCAGAGGCAUUGAAGAAGAAUAGAAUUUUGGCAAUCUUAGACAUAAGUGGUUGUGGAAUCUAUGAUUUAAGAAAAUUGAAUAGUGCCUUUGCAGAAAACAGGAAUCUACUACACAUAAAUGUUUCUGAUAAUGAACUCAAAGACACACUGACAUUGCCGUCAUAUCUUGAGAGAUUGGAAGCACAAAAUAAUAUGUUUGGAUAAUAGGUAGUUUAAAUAUGUGAACAAUUGAGACAAGGCUCUGAUUCUGUCCACGCUCGAGAAAUCAAUCUCAAAAGAAAUAAAUUAACUAUUAAUCAACUAUUUGCUAUACUAGAGUAAAUUGAAAGAAACACUCAUCUUAAUAAAUUAAUACUAGAUGAAAAUACAUUCAUUGGAGAAAACAAUAUUUGUAUAUGCAAUUAUCUAGUUUACAACAAUCACCUCGAGUACCUUUCCUUAAGGAAUUGUUCAUUGACCUAGAACUUUAUCGAGCAAUUGGCAUCUGGAUUAUGCAGAAAUGGAAGUUUGAAGACUCUGGACAUUAGUAAGAAUAUCAUCGGAGAUCAAGGAGUUUUAGCAUUGGUGCAAGGCUUUUAGGGUUCAUGCAAUCUCAAAAGCAUUAUUAUGAAAAGAUGUGGCAUGACGGAUCUAAGUGGCUUAGAAUUAUUCAAAACAUUUCUCAAAUCCAACAUCUAGGAGUACGAUUUCUCAAACAAUCUUAUGGGAGACUAAACUGCAAUGUAUGCGAUUUAAUUGAUUAAGAAGAAUAAGGAUAUCAUCAAAAUGAACUUUAAAAAGAAUCUCAAUUCGUAUGAGACUAACAAUUAAAUUGAAAAAUUGCUACUUGAGAACAUCUAGGAUCGGAAGAGAAAUGUUAUUCCGCAUCUCCGGCAUAAGAUUUAAGGAAUGACCAAUUACAGAGAAUAAUAGGAUUAUGUUGACAAGAAAAAGGGAACAGCUUUUUGGUCAAAAAGGUUCAAGCUGAAAAGGAUUUUAAUUUUAUGUUAAUAGGGGGCCAAGGAACGUACUUAAACUGUCGAGGAGAGAAUGAUCAAAUUGAGAGAGGAAGCCCAACAAUUGACCGUAUAGUAAUUAAAUUUGGAUAAAUUUCUUUGGAAUUAAAUUGCUGUGAUUGAGGAUGAGCAGAAAGUAUAUGCUGAUUAAUUGAAGAAUGAGAAUGCUUUGAUUGUGAAUUUAAACAAACAAAUCUAAGAAGCUUAAAGUAAAUAAAAAUCUAUUGUCUAAAUUUACAAAUAGCAAAUGGAGAAUCUUAAAUUGUAAGAUGGAAUUCAAAAAAGAAAAUUAGAUUAAUAAUAAUAAGAAUACAAUAGUAUUUUAUCAUAAUUAGAAUUUGUUAAAAAAUAACAGAAAACAACGAUUAAAAAAUGA